Leptonychotes weddellii (Weddell seal) is the source of this 3070-nucleotide messenger RNA. Lineage: Eukaryota; Metazoa; Chordata; Mammalia; Carnivora; Phocidae. The record is from RefSeq and is a predicted model, not a curated record.
CACCCAUCUCAGACAUGUGAUUGUGACAUCCCUAGGGCUCCCAGAUGGAUGCUAUCAGUCAUGAUGGGUUUUCAGGAGAAUAAAGAGCUACCACCUCAUGGGAGCUGCAGGGAGCCCUGAGCAGGCCUGUGAUCGCGGGCAGAACACGGAGGACAAAAGCAGAAGGUGUGUGGGGGAUGGAGCCCAGCUUCUCUGGGGCAGGGUGUGAGGCAGGAGGCGACGGGGUUUGGCCAGGCCAGACCUGCCUCCACUGCCCCCUGCCAGGGUUCUGGCCCUUCUUUCUCAGCUCCUGUCUCUGUGGAAUGGGCGGUGGUUCUUGUGGUGGCGGGCAGGCACAGUCUGCAUGGGCCCGUCACUGUGCCCGGCACCUGCAGAACGUGCGACAUACAGACUCUGGGCCAGGCUGUGACGCGGACGGGGUUUGGAAGAGCAGCUGGGAAUCCAAGAUGGCCAGGAUUCAAGUGGGGGAUGCCCGCGUUCUCCCCGCUCCGUGCAGAGCCCACGAGGGCCUGGAUGGUGUCGGCCGCCCACGCUGUACCCCCAGCAACACGCCAGCCCUUGUGGGAAGUGGAGAAAGAGGAGUGAGAAUACCAGCCCGAGGGGUCUUUGGAGUGUUUGCAGGAUUCCAGUUGAUGGAAGCAGCGGAUGUGGAGGUCCACCAGCUAGAUCUGCCCCUGAGAGAACAGAGUGCUAAAUCCCUGGGCGCCGUGAGUGUUUGUGGCUGGCAGCGCUCGGCUUCGUCGCUCGUCUCCUCCUCCCUCCUGCACCCAGUGACCCAGUGCCAGACUGUGAGCUCUGAGACCACUUCUGAAGACAUCUCCUGCCUUCUCCCAUCUAGGGACACUUACCUGUGACAGCUGAUACCAGGAAUGACCCCAGCAAACAGACUGGAAAAGAGGAUCGUAAGCUCGGUCAUGGGCUGUCUGGCUCACUAGGAGAGUGACAUCGCUGAUGAGAGAUGGAGUGUUGGUGGCCCUGGGAUGUGUUCCACUAACUCGUACAAAUCACCACCAGUGGAGGGAAGACCAAUAGCUGGUGUUGGGGGACGGGGAGGUGAUAUUCCAGCCUGGACUUCCCUUUGUGGGAAACUUUCUAAAUAACAGAAUCAGUUCCUUUAAAAGACACAGGACUUUUGGGUUAUAUAUUUCUGCCCAAGUCCAUUCUCGUAUGUCUUCUUGGAUAAGUUUUGAUGAGUUACAUGCUUUAAGAAUUUGUCACUUCAUCUAUGUUUACAAUUUAUUGGCAUUAAUUCCUCCAUAACGUUCCUUUCUCAUUUCAUGGCCGCAGAAUCCUGGUGAUGAUCCUCCUUCUAUUUCUGCAGCUUCUCAGGGUGGAAGCCAAGAUCGCGGACUCCAUCCCACGCUGGUGUUUGACUUGUAGCUGCUGGAGGGUUCUGAGCCACAGCACGUGCAACCUGGUUUAUAUUUUAGAGGGCAGAGGGAAAGCACAGUGCCCGGGAAUUCCGAAGGCGAGCCCCAGAUGUGUCUGUGAAGAUGUCGGGGGCUCCCUGGCGUAAGACCUGGUCUUCGGGCGGCAGUCCUUUCCGGUGUAGACUUGGGAAGGUAAAGUGAGCCGCCUUGUGUUGGAGAGACCUCCGGACAGCAAGUGAUGGGGAGUGAGCAAUGGAGAGGGCCACCUGGGCAGCUGGGCAAGGCGCGUCCUCUUGAGCCAGGCAUCCUGGCGCUCUGGUCUCCGUGUGUCUCCCCCCCUUCCCUGGUCAUGUCACCUGGGCACAGCGCUGACCCCUCGCUGUUUCCUCUGCUGGAGAAGGGGUGUAGGACCCAACCCUCGUGCGGGGCUUCUGAGGAUUAAAUGCAACCAUCUAAAGAAAGCCGUGAGCAGAGUACCUGGCAAAUAGCGAGCCCCCGGGGAGCAGCAAUAUUAACAGUAAGGCCUCCCAUGUAAGGAAGCUCUGCACUUGACCCUGAAGAAUGCGAGGAAGCAGCGGAAGAACUGGACCCCAGAGCCCUCGGUGCCCCAGGCCUGACAGGGAAUAGGCCUUUCGUGAGGAACUCCCAGCCACAGCUCGGGAAAGAUCGCUUGUUUUGUUUUGUCCUUUGGCGUCUUCUCUUUAUCUUCCACGCAAGGCUCGGAGGAAGCAUCCACUCUUGAUCAGAGGGUCCCGUAGCCCGAGCUGGGAACUUCUCGCCCAAGGGGGACCGAAGGAGCGCCAUCCCUGUGCCUUGGAGCAAAGUCUGUUUUUGAAUCCCUGCUUAACUCUUUGGAAUGUAAAGCUCCUUUAAAGCUAUUUUUGAAUCUAAUUCUAUAUUAAUCUUUAAUAUGAUCCAAUUUAAUCAUGAGUCUUAAAUCUCUCACACCGAGUGUGUGCGCGCCCAUCAGAUCCUACUCUGAACAUCGUUAGGUGAGUUUAAAGGGAUGAGCUUCUUUGUGCUCUGAGAGCUGACCUUGUCGAGCAGCUCUGUCCCUCACUCCUUCCCUGGCACCGGGGGUUUGGGGCCACGUGCCGUCUCACACCCGCAGGGAGGGGGAGCCCGCGUGCCGCACCCCCACGAGGAUGCGCGGGCUGACAGUGUGAGCGUGGGUCCAGGCAGAGUCUCCGUAGUUCCACUCCUUGCGUCUGACCAAACACACGGCCUGUUGCCCCAGUAAACGCAGAUCAGAAGGCGGUAGGUACUGUGUGCUUAGUCGUGCCCCCUUAUUAGCACUUGGUCUUAACUCGGCAGGAGCAGUUUGUCUCCAGGGGACACGUGUCAGUGUCUGGAGACAUUGUUGUUUGUCACAGCUGGGGGAUGGGGGGCCUGGCACUUAGAGGGGGGCCAGGGAUGCUGCUAAAGCCCCUGCAGACCCCAAGAGGACCCCCACGACCCAGCAGUGUCUGCUGCAAAAUGUCAGCAGUGCCAAGGUGGAGGAGCGCCGACUUCUGGAAAUCCACUGGUUUUUAAUGUAUCAGAUGUGAUUCUGCGAACGACAUCUGACGGGCAAAACCAGUCUUCAGUCACUUUACCAAGGAAAUACUUCCUUGGCACCAACCCCCGGGAAACUCUCGUGCCAAGCCUAGUCGGAGAACCACGUUCCUCGGUGACGCAACAGUGGGUCUUGCUGUUCUGUU